AUUAUUUAUUUGAUUUUUUAAAUAGUUUUUCCAAUAGAUUUAAACAGAUUUUAACAUAGGACCUUGUUUUAUAGUUCUAUGUGUACUUAUUUCAGAUUGGGUGUGUACAAACCAUUAAAAACUAAAAUAGAUGAUGUUCUUUGUGAGAUGAAAGAAUUAGAAGAGCAGAACAUUGUAUCACCAGAAUCUGUACUUGAUAAAGAUAACAAGUCUGAUGAGUAUACUGAUGUUUGCACAGCAAGUUUUGAAGCUGAUGCUUUCCUAGAGAGUGAAGAAAUAGUCAUGGAAACUAUUAGGCAGCACCAGACAGAAACAGAAACUGGGCAAAACAAAGAAUCCACAUCUGAAGACAAGACAGAUUUAGAUAUGACUGACAUGAUAAUGAUAAAUAAUGAAAUAACUAAUGAUGUAGAAAUACUUGCUGAUAAGGACACUCAUUAUGUAGAAAUACUUGCUGAUAAGGACACUGAUGAUGUAGAAAUACUUGCUGAUAAGGACACUGAUGAUGUAGAAAUACUUGCUGAUAAGGACACUGAUGAUGUAGAAAUUCUAGCUGAUAAGGACACUGAUGAUGUAGAAAAACUUGCUGAUAAGGACACUGAUGAUGUAGAAAUUCUAGCUGAUAAGGACACUGAUGAUGUAGAAAAACUAGCUGAUAAGGACACUGAUGAUGUAGAAAUUCUAGCUGAUAAGGACACUGAUGAUGUAGAAAUACUUGCUGAUAAAGACACUCAUUUAGAUAAGCAAUCAGUCACUGUAGAAAUAGUUACUGAUGAUACUGAAAAGGAAACUGAGGUUUUGUUAAACAAGGGUAAAACAGAUUCUGAGGGUGACAGUUUAUCUCAGAAUUCAUCUACAAGUCAAAUAGUUAAGCAAUGUCAAUCUCAGGACGUUGAAACUAAAGAAUUAAAUACAUCUGGGUGUAAAGAAAUGAAAGAUGAAGGUAAACACGUUGAAACUGAUAUGGAACCUUGUUUAGACACUAGUGAAAAGAAAGAUGCCUGCAGAAGCAAAGAUAUUGAAAUGUCUGAAACAAGUGGUAAGCUACAAGUAUUCAGAAACACUGUAAAAGAUGGCAAGAAUUUGAAUGUUUUUGACAAAGCAGUAAAGGAAGAGCCUGUUUUUAGGCAAGUGCAAGUUCAAGAAAUCUCCAGUGGUAAGGACCAGUCCACUCAGACAGAUCUGGAAUUAGAAACAGUAAAAGCAGUGAAUGAUAUUGGAGUGCAAUGUGAUAUUCCAGUGUUUCCAUCUCUGGCAAGUUUAGCAGGAAAGUGUUACAAGGUCAAACCUCUCAAAAGUUCUGUAUCACUUAAACUUAUUGAUGGUAAAGAUAAGGAAUAGAAAGGAAACCAAGACUGAACACUAUAUUUAGAUAAAUGAACAGAGAAAUUUUGUAUCAUGUAUUGACGAAAGUUUCAUGAAAAAUUCAUAUCCAACUUCAAAAAAUCCAACAUUGAGAUGCAAAUAUUUAUGUAUAUAUCAUUUUUGAUUUUUUAAAAUCAUUGUUAGGAAAAGACUUUGUUUCUUGAUCUUGUUUUCAAAAAAGUAAAAUGAGUCUUAUUUUUGAAAAUACUAAUAUUAUAUGUCCAAAUUGUCAGUCAUGCAUCUAUAUGAAAUAUUCAGAUGUUUUAUCUAACUUGUUGUAAAUAAAUGUAACUGAAUUUGUCACAAAUUGUUAUACUAUCAAUGAAUAGCUUAUGAGUGUAAGAAUGAUAAUUAUAUAAUUUAGACCAAUUUUAAAAUCAGAAGAAUAUCAGAAGAAAAUUUUAAUGAGAUUUAAGAAUUCAUUUAAUACAGUGUAUGUACAUGAAUUUGAUACACUAUUUAAGCAUCUUUUUUCAACAACUGUACAUAUUUAACAAAUAUCAAUUUUUUUUAGAGAGAAAACCAAUUUAUUGUUGUUUUUUUUGUUAUUUAGAUAUGGCAUAACUCAGAAGAAUAAAGCCUGUGACAUCGGCAUUUAUAUUUACUGAAAUAAUCAGCUGUGAAGUCAUGUGAAAUACUUUCAUCAUUCUGUUACUAUUGUAUUGAUGUUUCUCUAUUGAAGAUAACAAAUUCUUAAGUAAACAUAAUAAUAAUUAUUACAUUUAAGAUAUUGAAGAUUUAUGGUGUUUCUAAAUCUAAUGAUGAGCCACGCUAUGACAAAACCAACAUAAUGGGUUUGCGACCAGCAUGGAUCCUGAUCAGACUCUGCAUCCGCGUGGUCUGAUCAGGAUCCAUGCUGUUCGCUGUCAGUUUCUCUACUUGUUAUAGGGUUUGUAAUCGAACAGCAUGGAUCCUGAUCAGACUGCGCAGAUGCGCAUGCUGGUCUGGAUCCAUGCUGAUCGCAAAUGUCAUGGCAGGGCUCAAUUAUUUUAAUUAAAUCUCUCGCAAUCUUCAAACAAUCUUAGAAUGUUAUAUAAGAUGUUGUGACAAUUAUAAUAUGAUCCUUGAAAUAAUGAUAUUUAUGUAACAACCACUAAUUUUGUCAGUCAUACUUGCAUUGUGUAUCUUUGAUAUUCAUGCAAAAUCAAAUAUAUUUAUUAAGUGAUAUUAUGCCCAUCCAAGGGUAUAUAGUGAGUGAACGGGUGAAGAUCAAAAUAAGUUUUCAUUUUGCCAUAAUUCCUUUUAAUUUAAUAAUUAAGUUCGCAUAAACAAUAAAUAAUGCACAGAUCCAAACGAAAUUUCUGUAAAUAUCCAUUAGAAUUUACCUAUAACGCUUAGUUUAUAAAAAGAGUGGGGCAGUCUUUUUAAAUUUUAGGCAGAUUUAUAAUUUUAUCCUAAACAUUUUCCAAUAUCAACUGUUGGUCAAACACCAUUUUGACAGUCAAUCUUUUGAAAUAUAAAGUCAAUUCAGCUCAACUUGACUAUGAAAAUAUGAGCAUAAUGUCACUUCAUAUAUUAAAUGAUUUUCUAAAAUAAAUGUUUUAAUUCGAAAUAUUUAUUUAUUCUAUAUGUUGAUAAAAGCUAGUCCUUUU
Molecule: messenger RNA, 2957 nt
Organism: Ruditapes philippinarum (Manila clam)
Lineage: Eukaryota; Metazoa; Mollusca; Bivalvia; Venerida; Veneridae
Product: serine-aspartate repeat-containing protein C-like
Exons: 4
Coding region: 79-1341 (420 amino acids)
Source: RefSeq, a predicted model, not a curated record